Molecule: messenger RNA, 822 nt
Organism: Angiostrongylus costaricensis
Lineage: Eukaryota; Metazoa; Nematoda; Chromadorea; Rhabditida; Metastrongylidae
Source: the annotation of a GenBank genome assembly
AUGCUACCGUGCCCUAUGAAAUGGACACCGCGUUCUGUACCUCUCCAUGAGGUGAAAGCGAUUGAAACAGCAUUUGCCAGCUACACAAAGAAAACCUGUAUACGUUUUCAGCCUCGCAAGGACGAAGUGGACUUUUUGAAUAUCGUCAAAGGAUACGGCUGCUACUCACAAGUGGGGCGAACAGGUGGUAAGCAGGAGAUCUCGUUGGGUCGUGGUUGCCUCCAUCAUGAGAUCAUCGUCCACGAACUCAUGCACUCGCUUGGAUUCUGGCAUGAGCACAGCAGAGACGAUCGUGACGAGCAUAUUCGCAUUCGCUGGGAAAACAUUUUACCCGGAAUGGAGUCCCAGUUUGACAAAGUGUCCGCAUUUUUGCAGGACACCCAAGGAGAGAAAUAUGAUUAUCGCUCUAUUAUGCACUACGAUUCAACGGCAUUCUCACGUAAUGGAAGACAUACGAUCGAAACGAUCAACAAACUCUAUCAAUGUCCUUCGAUCAGCCAUGGCAACCAGCAGCGAACAUGGUCUACGACGACUACCGAGUUGGUGGACAUAGUUGAAGAAUUUAAACUUGCCCAGGACGGUACGUAUUCUCCUAGCCUGAGAGAUAAGAAAGCCACUUGUUGCUCUCAGGAUCUUUAUAAUCUUGUAUACAUUCUCCAUCUUUCUACCUCUUCGUUAAGCGUAUUGCACAUUGCAGCAUGCCAGGACCAUUUCACCGACUGUCUGCACUUUACACAGUACUGCCAACGAGCGUCGUUCUUCUUCGUCAUGAAGACCUACUGUCCUCAGACAUGUGGUCACUGCAUGGAAUUGGAUAACUAG